Molecule: messenger RNA, 1267 nt
Organism: Anolis sagrei ordinatus
Lineage: Eukaryota; Metazoa; Chordata; Lepidosauria; Squamata; Anolidae
Product: organic solute transporter subunit alpha-like
Biological process (GO): transport
Cellular component (GO): membrane
Molecular function (GO): transporter activity
Source: RefSeq, a predicted model, not a curated record
AUGGUGCGUGUGUCAAACUGUUCCCUCUCUAACGAUCAGUUCCCUUUGUCAUCUGAGAUAUUUCAAGUCAUCAAGGGCCAAAUCUGGAUCUUCUUGGUACCAAUAUUCCUGGGUUUGGUGCAGGUCGGUCUCUUCUUGGAACAGAUAGGCUUCUUCUUGCGUCAUGGCAAGAGCUCCCACCGCACCAGCCUUUCACUCUGGAUCCUGGGAGUCUAUCCGGUGUUCAGCCUCACUUCCCUCAUUGGUUUGUUCAUCCCUCGAGCCUUCUUUGUCUGCAGCUUUGUAGGAUCCAUCUACCACUCCAUCACCCUCUGGAAAUUCCUCACUUUGAUCCGAGAUUUCUUUGGUGGCUCAGAUCGAAUGCUCCACCAGCUGGCAGGACAGCGUGUCUCUCCAAACCCUUUCCCGUGUUGCUGCUGUUGUUGUCUUCCUGAGAUUGCAGUCAACCGAACCAACCUGCGAUGCAUGACAUUGGCUGUGUACCAGCUCUCCAUCAUCCGGAGCAUUCUCUUCUUUGUCACCCUUAUACUGUGGACAGAUGAGAAAUACGACUAUGGUGAUGUGGGCUACACCAACCCCAACUCCUACAUCAAUGUUAUCAUUGGCAUCUCCACUUUCCUCUCCUUCUAUGGCUAUUUGCUCUUCUACAAGGCCACCAAGCCAGCACUUGCUGGCUACAGCUUGCGCUCCAAAUUUGUCUGCAUCAUCUUGGUUCUAGUUCUCUGUGGCCUGCAGAGCGGGAUCCUGGAAACCAUGGGAGCGGUGGGUGCCAUCCCUUGCAGCCCGCCUCUGUCGCCUGUCACUCGUGCUCAAGUGAUCUACUACUAUUCAUUGGCCGUGGAGAUGUUUUUUAUUGGCCUGUUUGCCCGUUACUCCUUCCGAAGAGCUGAACCCCAACCGGAUACUAGGCAGCUUCCUCGACACCGUGCAUCUCAAACUGAGGGGCCCCACUCGGAGGACAGUAGCCCAGCAGAUGAGACAUCCAUAAAGGGAAUAAACACUGCCUAUCUCCCCGAGGAGUCUCUGUAUACAAUUGAGCACUCUCCGCUGGAUAGGUUUGAUUUCAUGGUUGGGGAGCCGGAGGCCAGACAGCAGGAAAGCUGGGGAGUGGGUAGCCAGAGAAUGGGAGCCCCAAAUGCAUACGGACUUAAGCCAAGCUUGCCUUCUCAAAAAAUUGGGAUUGAACCGCCAUCGGCUGGAAUCCAAGUUCAAGCACAGGUUGUCAAAGUGGAUGCUGAUGAUAUCACUGUGGUAUAAAUGCAAUUGC